Molecule: messenger RNA, 2525 nt
Organism: Girardinichthys multiradiatus
Lineage: Eukaryota; Metazoa; Chordata; Actinopteri; Cyprinodontiformes; Goodeidae
Gene: triqk
Product: triple QxxK/R motif containing
Exons: 4
Coding region: 181-435 (84 amino acids)
Cellular component (GO): endoplasmic reticulum membrane
Source: RefSeq, a predicted model, not a curated record
AACCAGGAAUUGUUUCAGGAAGAAGUGGUGUGUUGGCAUUCAGGAGAGACUUGGACCAAAGUACAAUAAAACGGACAUUUCCGUCGUUCACGUACGUCAGCCAGGGGACGUGUAAUGCAGACGAACCUCGCCUAAAUAACUCGUUUUCUCCACAAACAGGAACAGUACGGUGGAGGGAGAAUGGGCAAGAAGGACGCCGGUGCCACCAAGUUACCAGUUGAUCAAUACAGAAAGCAGAUUGGUAAGCAGGACUACAAAAAGACAAAGUCUGUCUUAAAGGCGACACGGCUGAAAGCUGAAGCAAAGAAAAAUUCCUCUGGAUUUAGGGAUGCAUUCCUGGUUGUCGCAGCAAUUCUGUUCUUUGUGCUCUGCGUUUACGCCUUCUUCUACCUGAACCUGAGCACCGAGAUUAACCUGGAUGUGGACAUGGAUUAAUGAAUUGUGGACAGUAAACCAACACCUUUGGGUCCUGUUUUUAUGAGCAAAGACAAGAAUGUUUAGUAGAUAAAACCUUCGCAAAUGUGUCAGAAAUAUUUCUCAUUCAGCCCCAAAGGAAAGUUGCACUUUCUUUGGUUUGGUUAAUUUUAAAUCAUUGCUUUCCUGCCUUUUGUUGUUGUAAGUUAUCAUUGACUUAUUGUUGUAAUUCAAACAAUUAUACUUUGGAAUACAGAUGGAUCGAUCGGUCUUGUCUGGGCCAAUACUGAUUUUUUUUUUUUUUUUUGUCUUUGUUUUGGUUUAACCCACCAAUUUAGAUUUUGACCAACUCUUUUUUUAUGGUCUAAAACACACACAGGCUGAACUGUUUUGUUUCAACCGUUAAAUGUAAAAUUUUGACAUUUCAACAUUGGCCAUAAAAUAAAAAAACUUGUGUUUUUUCUUUAAGGGAGUUUUAAAUCCAACAGAAAAGAAAGGAGUAUUUUAUUUAUUUAUUGAAGUUUAUUUGAUCGGGCCAGACACACAUUGACAUAGACAUAGACCAAUUGAACAAAACAGCAGUCCCAUGUUUGCGUCAUAGUGCAAUAGCAACAGCUAAUUUGCGGCACUUGACCCUAGAUGGGCUUUUUUUUUUUUUUUAAGUACCUCUAAAAAUUAAAGUAAUAAUCAUUUAAAAUAGCACAACAUAAUGUUGACAACAUCUACAAACAAACAAACAAACAGUGAAACAUAAAACAUCAAAAAUGGGUACAAUUCUGUUUAUGCAUCAAAGGUCCUGGGAACUCCAAUCACUGGGCCGAUUGAUCGGUGCAUCACUUCUGUGAAACCACAAAGGUCAUAAAAAGCAGAAUUUUUCAUAAUUUGCCCGUUAAACCUUACAGCAAAGACAAUCAGCCUCUCUUUACACCUCACACAGUCAGGACUGAGCUGUGCCUGUCUUAUUCUGCACAGUCACGUCCCUUUGUUUUCCACCACUAAUAGAAAAAUGUAAAUCUGCUGCUGCUGCAGCUCCAGACAAACCCCUUCCUCACAUUCUAGUGCACAGAGCUCUCCUCGUAGAUAUCUUGAGAUCACAAAGUGUGAGAUUAGAAUCCGCAAAGCCCUCGUCCUGAUUGAACAUGUGUGCAGAAUACAGAACGCCACAGUGCACCUGCUGCACGCAGACAGACACAUUCAGGAGAGGCGCUGCAAAUACAAUCAGGCUCUUUCAUUUAAGUAGAAAUUAAAGGCUUAAAGAGGGGAGCAGAGAACACUGAAAUGUUCUUCCAUGUUUAUUUUGUUUUAAGAAAUAUGAAGGUUGUUCAGAAGUUUUUGUGCAACUGGACUCCAAGCUGCAAAGAGUGAUCUUCUGUCCGCAGUUUUAGCCUAAGUGCUUUUGCUCUGUGUUGUUUUUCUUGGAAAAGUUGUCUUCCUUCUUUACAUUUGUUUUAGGAACUUUUCCUCAUCACUUUUUUGUUACAAAAUACAUGAAAGGCUAUACCAAAUACACAAUCAGCCUUGUGAUAGCACUCAUUCCCAACCUUGUUUACCUUUAACUGAAUGGAGAUCUUAAAGUCUGGGUCUGAUUGUGUUCUGCUGUUGAAAUGCCUUGUGAAAUGUGAGACAGAUUUUGCAGCUUUCAGCAUAUGUUUUCUCCCACAACCUUGCGACUUCUUGUAAAAAAGACUACAUGUCAAAGAAACCAUUAUGAUUAGAACACUCGUACCCUCAACCAGGGGCUUUUAUCAUGCUUUGGUACAUCGGGACCCUCCUGCGCUGCGACUCGCUCACAUGUGUAACAAUGAAAAGUCGGGCCUAAUAGACCUUCAAACAUGACACCUGUUAUCUAAAAGCUCACCAUUACAGCUACAAGAGCUGCGACAUCAGAAAAAUGGAAAGACUUCUUUUUGUAUUGGUUCAGUUAUGUUGAAUAUUUGUGUAAUGGUUUUUACUAUUGUUAAACCCACUAGAAGGGUGCAUGAACAUUAUAGUUUUUUAAAGGGUUGUUGAAUUUGUUGAAUUUUUUUUUUUUUUCAAGAUUUCUACUGCAGAAUGUAAAUCAAUCUUUUGCUUAAUAAAAAAUGCUGCAUGAUGUUUGCAGUUUCAUAACA